Molecule: messenger RNA, 1275 nt
Organism: Seminavis robusta
Lineage: Eukaryota; Bacillariophyta; Bacillariophyceae; Naviculales; Naviculaceae
Source: the annotation of a GenBank genome assembly
AUGAAGCUUCUUUCGGCUCUCUUGCUAUUACUAGUAGUAUUGGCACUUAUUUGUCCCACCAAUGCCCAAGAUACCCUUUAUGUGGUAGUAGGCGGCACCAGCACUACCUGUACUUCGUUGGACGAUGCCUGUGGAUCCAUUCAAGCCGCUGUGGAUGUAGCCUCUGAGGGUGCUACCAUUAGCAUUGGCUCAGGGACUUUUGUGGAGAAUAUCCGAAUCAUGACGGCUGGCUUGACACUGGAAUCGGAAGACGAGGAGAAUCAGGCCACCAUCGAGUCGGCGGGAGGUGUCCCGGAUCAACAAGCUCCGGCCGAUGUCCCUGUGGACGUGGUAGUAGAUCUCUUGGCCCCCAAUAUUACUCUGGAGAAUCUCAGCAUUCGACACCCCAUGGGUCCAGCCACCAAACGAGAUGUAGGUGUUUUUGUCAGACCACCCGCCGUCAAUGCCACGUUGAGCAACCUUGUUGUGGAACGAUACCGCACGGGGGAACCACUAGAACCUUUUGCACCAGGAUCUCGCGGUCUCUUGGUAUUCCGAGCCACGGGAGUGGUCUGCGAAGAUUCUACCUUUCGGGGAAACUACCAAGAUCACAUUCAUCUACCCACCAGCGAAUCGCAUAUUGAAGACAAUAUUGUGGCGAAUGCUACCAGACUUGGAAUUGUCAUCAUACAAGAAACUCCCGAUUCUCUUUCCAUCGACAAUGUCAUUAAAGAAAAUACAGUUUCAGGAAUUGCAGGAGAUGGCAUUCAAAUUCAAGGCGAUAGGAACUCUUUCAUUGACAAUACCGUCUUUGGUUGUGCUGGUUAUGGCAUUCACUUGUGUGGUGCCAACAGCAAUCCACCGUGUGUACCACCCGGUCAAAUGGCCAAUGCAUCCCAGAAUCAACUCUCUGGAAAUUUUCUAUGGAACAAUGACUUGGGCUUGGGGGAACCAGCGGACUUUGGAGUCGAGAACUAUAUUGGUCCGAGUCAUGAAUUCACCAAUGUGGCUGGGACGGAGGCAGCUAACAAUGACCUCGAAACAACAACGAUGGAAACACACAAUGACAAUGGCCACAACAACAACAACACCAUGGACGGCGGUGACAAGAAUAACAACACCAUGGGAGAAGAUCACGACCCCGAAGACAAUGGGGAAGAAGACUCUUCCACAUCCACCACCACCGAUGCCGCAACCAACACAUCGGGUGCGAUGAGAAGACUUUCAGACGUUGACUCUUUCGUUAGCCACAUGGCGUUUGCUUUGAUUGCUGCUGUUGCCGUUUUGUGUCUCUAA